GUGAUAUCUGUUAUACAUUUAUCUAGCUAGCAUCUUUGAGCAAUGGAUAAUAAUUUUAUCGGUAUUUGAGUCGUGUUUCAUUAAAUUAAACAUUGAAAUCCGUUAACUUUGUGCGAGGAUCGUCAUCAAACACAUUCGCAAAGAUGGACAAAAGAAAAUUAUCCACUGCGGGAGAUAGUUUGUACCAAAUAUUGCAAGUUCCCAAAACUGCAACGCCAGAAGACGUAAAGAAAAGCUAUCGUAAAUUAGCUCUAAAGUAUCACCCAGAUAAAAAUCCCAACAAUCCUGAUGCAGCUGACAAGUUUAAAGAAGUAAAUCGUGCUCACACAAUUCUCAGCGACACAACGAAGAGAAAUAUUUACGACAAUUAUGGAUCACUUGGACUUUACAUUGCGGAACAAUUUGGGGAAGAAAACGUCAACGCCUAUUUUGUUGUGACAAGCACCUGGUGUAAAGCUUUGGUCGUGGUGUGCGGUAUAUUGACAGGAUGUUACUUCUGUUGCUGCUUAUGCUGCUGCUGUAACUGCUGCUGCGGAAAAUGCAAACCGCGCCCUCCCGAAGAGUCCGGAGAUUAUCACACGCUCGAGAGAGACGACUCGGACGGCGUACAGGCGGUCACCGUGCAGCCGGGUGGCGAAGGGCGCCCCGCCGGCGAGCAGGCGCCGCCCAUUGCCAUGCCGGCGCCCCCGCCGAACGUGGCCACCGCCGCUUCCGAAAACACCGGCCUCAACACAGGAAGCAGUAUUCCCAAAUACACAUGAAAUGACGAGUAGUCUAUCAUAAUAGUAAGAGAAAUGAAGAACUGACUUCUAAAAUCCAUCAUAAUACUUUACAAAUGUAAGCCUAAUAUAAGUUUUGUUUUUUUAUGUAUUUUUUAUAGUAUAAAAUAUUUUUGCUAUUAAUUUUUUUAGUGGUAACACCACAUGGUUAAAGUUUGCCCUAGCUUGCUAUUGAAGUUUGAAGAAAUUUUAGUUUUAAAAUUUACUGUUUUGUCCAAUAAUUUCAUAUAAAUGUAUUUAUUUUGUGUUGUAGGAAAUUUAAGUUCUUUAUAAUAUGCAGAAUUCAUGAAAUCUUUGCAAAUGUUACUGUAUGGUUUAUUAAAAGGAUUGUAUUUAUUUAGUAGAAAGUGGAAAUUAUAAGGGAGAUUGAUUCAUUUUUGCAGUUUAUAUUUUCUCUUAUACCUUUCAUAUUAAGUUUUAUUCUGUAUUAUACUAUUCUAUAGCGAGAUAUAAAAAUUUAAUUGUAAUUCAUAAUAUAAAAAAUGUAUUUGCUUGUGUAGUGAAUGAUGCGCUAGUUACAAUACAAUUUCCAAACUAGCUUUAGCUUAAAAUU
This is a messenger RNA of Papilio polytes (common Mormon), 1332 nucleotides long. RefSeq names its product dnaJ homolog subfamily C member 5 (gene Csp). Lineage: Eukaryota; Metazoa; Arthropoda; Insecta; Lepidoptera; Papilionidae. Gene Ontology annotation, cellular component: type Is terminal bouton. The transcript is spliced from 2 exons. The coding region runs from base 144 to 761 and encodes 205 amino acids. Gene Ontology annotation, biological process: regulation of neuromuscular synaptic transmission. The record is from RefSeq and is a predicted model, not a curated record.